GUUAGAGAGAGAGGGGAGAGAGAAAGAGAAAGAGAAAGGGAAAGAGAAAGGGAGAGACAAAGAAAAAAUGGGUAAGAUAGUGGAGAAGAGGAAGAAGAAGAAAGGUCGUCCUUCUCUCUUAGAUCUCCAAAAACGUACUCUAAAACAACAAGAAGAACAGCAACAGAAGCAACACCACAAGCAAAAUCAAAUUCGAAAUGUUCCCAAUUCAAAUUCCAAAAAUUCAACUCUUCACUCUUCUAGCAAUUACAAGGCUGCCACUCCUCCUCUCCGUCGAUCCAGCCGCCGCAACCCCACCCCUUCCUCACCGGAAACUCAAUACCAUAACUCUGAACAAGAUGAAGACGACGAAGCCGUUGAAUUGAAUGGGAAACGUCGAGAGAAGAAGCUCAAGCUAGUUCUCAAAUUACCUUCUUCCCAAAAAUCGGAGCCUGAUUCGGCGUCACAUAACUCCAAUGGGUCGGAUUCGAAUGCUGAAGAGGAUAAGACAGCGGCUUCGUAUCAUAGGAAAAGAAAAAUCAAUGCGAUCAGUGAUGGAUCUGGGCUUGGUGUAAGCGAAAAGGCAGAGAAGUCUGUUCCUGGCGCAAACCCCACAAAUAAUAUACAAGAUUCGGGACCCUCAACGCCUUUACCUGAUAAAAAGCUGUUACUGUUCAUCCUCGAUAGGCUUCAAAAGAAGGACACAUAUGGAGUCUUCUCUGAACCAGUAGACCCCAAUGAGCUUCCAGAUUACCAUGAAGUCAUUGAGCAUCCCAUGGAUUUUGCAACUGUCAAAAAGAAACUUUCUAGUGGAGUUUACACCAAUUUGGAACAAUUUGAGAAAGAUGUUUUCUUGAUAUGUUCGAAUGCAAUGCAGUAUAAUGCCCCAGAUACCAUAUAUUUUAGACAGGCACGAUCAAUACAAGAGCUGGCAAAAAAGAACUUUGAAAAUUUAAGGCAAGACAGUGAUGAUAAUGAACCAGAACCUAAAAUAGUGAGGAGAGGUAGACCACCAACCAAGAAUAUUAAAAAACCACUAGGCAGGCCUUCAUUGGAGCGUGCUGGUUCGGAGUUUUCCUUGGAUGCAUCUCUUGCUACUGGUGGAGAUAACACCAUCUGGUCCAGUUGUGAUCUGAGAAAAGGACCUCUUGUUUCAGAAAAGUCUGGUUUUGCAGAUUCAUCUGGACGAUCUCAUGGUUCUCGCAAUGAUGCUUUUUGGUUGGCUGAUAAUAAAUUCGAGAGGAAUGAAGAAACUGCAGGUUCUAGUUCUAUGUUUAAAGGUAAUUCAAUGAAGUAUGGGAAAAAGCAAUUUUCAUUUGAUGAGAACAGGCGUAACACUUACAAGCAAUCAUCAGCUGGUGGACGGGAGCCAUCUGUGCUGACUACUUUUGAUUCAGAGAGGAAGCAGCUAAUGACUGUAGGGCUUCUGUCAGAGAAUGGUUAUGCAAGGAGCUUAGCUCGAUUUGCUGCUAAUAUUGGGACUGUUGCUUGGAGAAUUGCUUCAAAAAGGAUAGAGAAGGCUUUGCCACCUGGAAUUAAGUUUGGUCCUGGAUGGGUUGGAGAAAAUGAUAUCCCACCACAGAAGGCAUUGCUUCUUCCUUCAUCCCCUCAAGGUCUGCCAUCACCAUCACGGCCUUUCUCUCAUCCUAAGGAUUGUGUGACCGCCACACCUAGUGUUGUUGAAUCUAAAGAAAGAUUGUUAGAAAAACCAGAAAAUAAUGGUACAGCAAAUGAGGCACCUACUGUUCUGUCAGCUUCAGAGGGACAUUUAAGUAAUGCUCUUUCUCAAUCUGUCUCAGCAACUACAUCCUCUGCAGCUGCUAAUAAGUCUGAAUCUUGUGUAGAAAAAGUAGUUGAUGGAUUGAAUUCACAUGCCGGAUUUAGCAGAAGUAUGCUCAGGCCAAGGCCUCCUUUCCAGAUUCUUCAGAACCACGUAGUUCGCCCUGGCAUGAAUGGACUCAAUGGCACAUAUGGGUUUAAUCUUGCAACCCAGAUGGGGAAACUAGUCGGGCCUGCCAGGCCUGCUGGUUUUAAUCUGCAGUCACCUCAGACGAUUGACACAGUCUCUAGGACUAAUACAAGCUUCAUCAAUCCAGCUACAGUGAACAGCCUAAACACAGAAAAUCAAAAGCUUUCAGAGAAUUCCAGUGCAAUAAAUCCUAGUGGCGCAACAGCCAAUUCUGAGAAUGAGAAACCAGAAGCCCCAAAAUCCGGGCUUGAACCCCAAGCAUCUUGGCAAGGAUUGCCACCUCAGCAGAAACUAGAUUCAAGUUUGUCCCCACAACAGAAAUCUGAUGCUGUCCCACCUGACCUGAAUGUUAGAUUUCAAUCUCCAGUUUCUCCUAGUUCUAGCCGCGUUGAUUCGGCACAGCCAGAUUUAGCAUUGCAGCUAUGAAAGUAUAAAUGACGUAUAUUUUUAUUUUUUCCUCAUUCCUAUGAUUAAAGUUAACCAUAGAAUGGUGAGGUUCAGCAUUUGUGCUCCUGAGAGAUGGAGCCAUCUGAGCUGCACGUAAUUGUAUUGUGCAAGUGUAGGUUGUUUCUGUACAGAUUAAUGUAUUCUAAUUCUUAGGUUCACAAAAGAAAGAAGGUUUCAUUUGUAACAUUGGAACCAAUCAAAACAAGAUGUUGAUGUAGCAAGAAUUUGAUUUUAGGCUUUAGAUAAUUAGAUGUUUAGUUUACAAUUGAUGUUGUCAAUUUCAGAAAGCAGAAUUGACUGUAGCAUGUGAUGCACACUUGUAAUCCUUGAAUAUGUAGAAUUUCCUUCCAAUAUCAGAAAAUGGUCAACAAUGAUUGUAGCAGCUAA
This is a messenger RNA of Jatropha curcas, 2782 nucleotides long. RefSeq lists its product as uncharacterized. Lineage: Eukaryota; Viridiplantae; Streptophyta; Magnoliopsida; Malpighiales; Euphorbiaceae. The record is from RefSeq and is a predicted model, not a curated record. Gene Ontology annotation, molecular function: protein binding.